Molecule: messenger RNA, 1026 nt
Organism: Diaporthe batatas
Lineage: Eukaryota; Fungi; Ascomycota; Sordariomycetes; Diaporthales; Diaporthaceae
Exons: 1
Coding region: 1-1026 (341 amino acids)
Source: RefSeq, a predicted model, not a curated record
AUGUCUGUCCCUUUUGGCACCCUCUGGACCCAGUGGUUCCCGCCCAGUGGUCCGCUCAGCGAGAGCAACCUGCCGAGCCAGAAGGGGAAAGUGUUCAUCGUGACUGGGGGCUCAUCUGGUCUGGGCUAUGUUCUGUCACGCAUCCUCUACGGAGCUGGAGCCAAAGUUUACAUACUUACGCGGUCAAAAGAGCGCGCCGAUGAAGCCAUUGCCAAGAUCAAAUCGUGCUACGAUGGAAGAGACGAUUGCUCACAAUUGGGGAGUCUGGAAUUCAUCCAGAUGGACCUCAUGGAUCUCGAAUCGGUAAAGGGCGCCGCGCUCGAGUUUCUUGACCGGGAGGGUCCGGAUGGUAGGCUCGACGUCCUCUUCAACAACGCGGGCACCGGAGCACGAAAGAACGCCCCGAAAAGUGCCCAAGGCCACGAGUACCAUAUGACAACGAAUACACUCGGUAGCUUCGUCCUGACCCAACACCUGCUCCCGAUCCUCUCCCGCACGGCAAGCUCCUCUCCUGCAGGUACCGUGCGGGUAAUAUGGGCAGCCUCGAUCCUCGUGGAAAUGAACGCACCCCCGUCUGGCGUCAGCAAGGAAUGGAUGCAAGACCAGACUGCCAUGACCGACUACAUAGAGCUCUACAGCCAGACCAAGGCCGGCGUCUGGUUCCUCGCAUCGGAGUUUGCGCGCCGCCAGAGUCAGAGCGGCGUGCUGUUUAUUGCGGGCAACCCGGGAACAUACAACACCGGCAUGUGGCAAUACACUCCGGCCUUAGUGUACUGGUUGUUCAGGUUUCUCAUGAGAGAUGAGUCUCAGCAUGGUGCUGAUACGUACUUGUGGAUGGGCUUCUCCGAUUCCGUGACCAUUGAUGACGCAGUUGCGGGUCGCUACGCUAUUUGUGACGGGAGAUGGCACCCUGGCCAGAGGAGCGACCUGCUUCUUGCCUUGCGCAGUGAAGCUGAAGGUGGAUCGGGGAGGGCGGGGGAGUUUUUCGAGUGGUGUGAAAACGCGACGAAAGCCUUUUUGCCGUGA